AUGGAGGGCAUGUGCCGAGAUGGACUUCUCUCGCUACACAUCCGUGGCCAGAAUGCUGGGAUCAUCGUGCGAAGACUUCGCUCUCAGUAUUCGUUCGAGUCAAUGGAGCUCUCCCCAACUACAAAAGGCGUGAUAGAGGCUAAGGGACGACUUCGACGAUGUUUUCCAGGCCCGGCAGUGUUGGUUGAACAUGACCGGUUAGCAGACACUGGUUUCCGGGCCACUCUGACCCAACUUCUCUCGCGGCUGGAUGCCGAGACUCAUGAAGAGGUAAUCCCGAUAGUAAUGAAAGCAAAGUCAGAAGUUCCAGAGACUCGAGACACGGUUGACCCUAGAUUUGUCACGGAAAUGCUUACUGGCAUUCUCCGUGCAGUUGGGCAACCGCUUGACGACGUUCCUCGAGUUCAUAAACGCACGCGAGACGACGUUAUAUGGAACAACACGCUUCAUCCCUGGCGGAGGUCGCCGCUAUGGCUUCUCCUCCGCGUUGCGUUACAGACCAGCCUUUUACAAGACAAUCACGGGGAAGUCUCUCAUUACCCGUACAAGUCAUUCAUGAUUUUCUUCAUGACCCACCUCUUAGAGAGUGCUCAUGCGUCCUCUUUCCCGGAUGAUCUGUUGUUUAUUAUGACAGCGAAAAUCAGCCGUCGUGUGUUAAAACUAGAUGUUCCCAAGGAAUCCAGUUGGUUCUAUUAUACAAGGCGUAUACUACGGGACGUACAACAAUAUUUGGCAGACCGAUGGAAUGCGAUUCAAGACAAUCUAGAUCCCGGCGGGACGCAGUCCGGAUGGAAUCCGCGACUUCUUUGCUUUGUCGAUGAUGUACGGCUGUCACUUAGCAAUCUACGCCCACAUCUUGCCGCCGUACGCUCCCGGAAAAGGGUAUCGCCAAGUCACACUGGUUCUAUCCCUGUAUGCGCCUUUCGUAUCUUACAGUGCAGCACAGUGCUGCCAGACCUCACGCGUCCGCGGGGUACCACUGUGGAUGAGAGAUUCAUUUUUCUUGCGGACCUGGAGUUCUGGGUUCAAGAGUUUCUUGAUGGCUGGUUGAACCUCAACCUCUCUAGAGAAGAAUCGUGCACUGCUCUAAAGUCAGUGAUCGAUACAUAUACAAGCGACGCCAUCUCUGUCUAUAGGGGCAACCCGGUGGAUAUUUCCUUGAUGUUGCUUACUUUAAUGGAUCUGUGGGUAGCACUUGAUAAGUGUGCCAUUUUCCACUGUCCGUUACUGAGAGACUAUGAUCCAGGGUUUCCACCAAGCCUAUUUGAGGCGCUGCUUGCUCCAAAAAGGUUUCAUAUGGAACGCUUACUCCGUGUUGAGCGAUAUCUUUCUGAAAGGAGAGACAAUUCCAACCCACAUCUUCCAUCCGUCUUUGGGCCCAUUAAAAAAACAGGAAGCUUCCCUAUCCGAUAUUUUGAUCAGUCUCCGAACCACCAGUCACUACGAUCUCAGAUUGAAGCGCAGGCACAAACUGAACGAGACAGGAGAGUAUCACAGCUUGAAGACUUGAAACGAGAGUACCAACAAUUGAUAGAGGAUUCAAAUGGGCUAAGUUGUGAAUUCAUAACCCGAUGGAAAAAGCGUCGCGAAGUCACCUCCCACAGCCAUAGCUGCAAGAAGUGUGCGCUCGAGGAAAGGGCUAUGAACCUAUCAAUCAAAGUCCACGAGUGGCCACUUCCCUCGAAAGAUUUGGAGGCUAAGGCAGUGGUGUUUGAGCUUCGUGUACCGUUAGUAGUAUCUGCAUGGCGUGACACGACAUACGGCAUUCUUGUAGACGUAUUCUCUGGCGACCCUGACUUUACACCCCCUAGGUCCAAAAUUACAGGGAAACUGUACACUCUCUACGGCUAUACUGACCUGAGCAAGUUUUCUGGACCAGCCGCGGGGAGGCUUCAGAUAGCGUCAAUCCCAAAGCCAUUUGUUGUCUCGCAUUAUAAUUCGAGGAAAGUUUCCAUAGCUAGCAGGGACAAUAUAUGUGUCAACAACGGCAUGAGCUACUCGCUAUAUGACUCAAAGACAGAAAAUUGGGCAGCAGACCUUCUUGGCAAGUGCAGCAUCCGCGAAAAAUGCACGCACGAUCUUCAAUCUUCUAGGUACUGCGGGAUGCAGAAUGCUGUGAGCAGCACAGAUCAUACCUCCAACGAGGUGCUUGCAGCGCAACACAAAUGUCCACAGGGAUUAACGCUUCAUGAAUUCUAUGAAUUUUGCACGCUACGUGCAGGUCAUCGGCUACAGUGGAGGAACAUUGCGGUCCGGCUAUUCACUCACUCAAUAAACUUUAGCCACGAGGAGACACACAUCUUGAUUGCUCAGAGCAUAUGGCAAGCCGGUUCAGACAGUGGUAGAAUGGUAUGUCGAGAUUCCCAUGUCGACCUUGAAGAAGAAGAUUUUGGCAUAUCACUGCUCUCUGCUCUGGAUGACUCUCUCAGUCGUAUCGAAGGCAAUUGGCAAGGUGCGCCGGCAGCUGAACAGAAGGAGGAAACGAGGUCAAUUUUGUACAAGCGUGCCCUUGAAAUGGCCCUAAGCUGCCACGGGACCUUCGACGUCGAAUCGCAGUACCUUCACCACUUACUAAACUCUAGCGGCGAUAUUUCAACAUUAACAGAAUGCGCAAUCGCGGUGCAUGACCUUUGCCCUACGUCAACCGAUAGCCUGCCUCAAAGUAUCAAGUCUCUAUUGCGAAGUCGCCUUUGGACAGGGUACAACUCUACUAGUGAUUGGACGGCUCUAGCUGCUCCUAAAGAUCGCUGGCUCGAGACUAAGACGCCUAGUGAACCUGGUGCUCACUCAAUGGUGGUUAGCUACAAUAUCCUCAACGGAAGCUUGCUAGUUAACGGAUUGCCUCUCACACGGCUUCCGCCCUCGUAUACAUUGCAUGCAACUUACCGGCGGAUAUUCGGUGAGAAAAUCCUUGAGGUUGUCCCUUCAACAAUGGCCGACAUGGUAUUUGAAACGCGGGAUAAGCAAUGUGGCCAUCAUGGGUGCCAGGUUCAUUUUAGGAUGCACAACUCGGAGCUUAUUAUUCGAACGAGUAUAUGCGGGCGCAUUUACGAGCUUAUUCCCGAAUCUGCUUUAACUCAGGAUUUCCCCGAUGCUUUUGUUAAAAAUUAUGCACACUGGUUGGAAGUGGCCACCGCGCGUGUUGAGUGGAGACUGUUGAGAAAUGUUUGGAAGACUUCCUCAAGUAGCUGGCUCAUGAAACAGGAUGGGUGCCACUACACAUUGGUCAAAGGUGACUUGGAAUUGAUCGAUAUUCGAAGUCCAACGGCAAAGGCGGUAUCACUGGUCCUGAGUCCAUUGGAAAGCGCAAACCAUAUACAUAUCUUCACCAACCACAAGAAGGAUUACUUGGAUGUUCACCUGCCACGCCUGAAACUUGAGUUUUUCUUGGAGCCAAACUCCUUGCGACUUGAAUCGAAACAAUUUAGAGGAAUGGUCGUGGAUGAAAACCAAUCACUAGGGGCACUAACUGGGCUGACGAAUAAGCUUAUCUUUCGUGGAUCCCGCGAUUCGUCACGAAGCGUAAUUGUUCCCCAUGGCGAUGUCAUAUCUGAAAGAACAGAUCAGCACGUAUCCGUGGGAAUUAGAUCCGAUCCGUCUUUGCAGAAUGUCUCCUACCAUCUGUACCAGGUGGAUUUGACGCUAGGUCGCUUACUUGAUAAUGGCAGUUUAAAAAGCAGGCUAUAUAAAUUCUACCUCCAUGCGAUGGCGAGUCAUUGUCUAGCUGAUAGACUCACCGGAAGGACAGGGACAGAGGAAGCUCUCAAAGGGCUAGAGUCAGCAUCCACGCAGUCAUUCUUCAGACUCGAUAGUGAUGAAAUCGAUAUACUAAAGCUUCUCGCAAAGUUGACGCCACGGCGGGAGUACUAUCCUAAGCACCUAAAAGUGAUGCAAAAGAUUACGUGGAACCAAAAUAUCUCGCCGCUCGCACAGCAUCCCUCGUUCAGUAAACUUGUCGAUUCGGUCUUCAAUAUAGCCAAAUCUCAAGAUAUACAAGGUCUACUUCCAGCAGAAAAUAUACUUAUAGACAGGCACCUCCUUGAGAGGGCAGCCAUCCGGGAAGCCGUAUAUCGUGUACACGGCUUCGGCGCUGAGGACCAUAAGACUAAUGUUGAUUGUAUCUAUCUACCUCGAGGUCGGAUUUCGACACGCGAGCUUGAUGUCUGUAGCAUCGCAAAGCAGGUAGAUGAUUGGUCUGCGGACCUACGAGAUUGUUCACAGUUGCUAUGCGAGAUCGAAUCUUGGCCACGACCUCUCGAAGGUGUCAGCGGAGAACCCCUUCCGCUGUGCUAUGAUACCUCGUGGCUUGAUAUGCCUUCAAACCUCCUCCCGGGCCGGUGGUGUACACUACAGGCCAGUCUAUCGCAGAGUAGUCAGGAGAGAGACAAAUACAAGAUUAUGUUUUUCUUAUCCACUUUAGCGUAUUCGCAGCGAUGGAGAAAGGAGCUCUUGCAAACUCUGCUGGCAUUCGCAACCUCUCCCGAGCUUCGUGCAUUGCAGCCACCCAACCAUCCGCGGUUUGUGCUUCACGAUGGAUACCACCCUGACAGGCAUAGGUUGAAAAGUGCGAUCAAGGCCCACUGUCAGUCGUUCCACAAGUGUCCAGAGAGCAGCCUGCCAGCGCUGGAUGGCGAGACAUACAACGAAGCCGAAGAUCGUCGCAGAAGAGAAUAUAUGUGCGAGAGGGAAAAGCGAGUCGAAUCGUUCACCGACACUCUUAUUCAAGAGUGGCCUUCAAUCCGGCCUUGUGGGCGGAGUGACAACGACCACAACACAUAUAUCGACUCAGAACGAGCGUUAUCAACUGCACAGGCGUUAUUCUCCAGUUGGUACUGUAAUUUUGAGUUCAAAAAUUACACCCACAGAGCACAAGGCAUCUUAAACAGGCUGGUUACUCGUAUAAAGACCCCCUGCAUAUACUCCUUCUCUGAGCCUCCAGAGGACUAUAGGCCAAGGCUUGGACAUGUUAGCUUCGACCAUAUCAUGAACUGUGAAGGGCCACAAAGUCUGCCCGCUUUUUCUAGCGAUUGUCAAAUGUGGAUUGGGCAACGAUGCGGGGAGGAGAUGGAUCGGACCGCCGUCAAAUCUUUAUUAGCCUGCCAAACAUCAGACCCAGCGGAUGGGUUCGAAAAACAGUAUGCGGAUGAUCUGUUCAAAAGUCUCGGAUCGCUCCCCAAAAACGAGCAAUUCGUGCUUCAUAAACCUCUGAAAGAAGUUGUGCCCGAAGUGAAGGACUUUGCAGAGGUGUGCAGGCAAAAUGUCGGCGAGACCUACCGAGUCUUCUACAAUCACAUUCAAUCCCGGUCGUCAGCCGCAGAGAAACUUGCCUAUGAUGCAAGGAUGUGGCCAAGGCUGUCUCCAACUUCACUCCUCCAUCACCUAGCUAGAGACAAGCUGCCCGUUUUAAAUGAAGGCUGGAAACGGUUUCUUGUUAGUUAUGGAACAGCAAUAUCCGCUCUCCAACGUGCGCACCGGCUCGUCAAGUGCGGCGAUAACGUCGCAAAUCUGCUCGACGAACUCCAAAACCCCGGUCACGUUGGCUGGGAACCCAUGCAGUAUCCGGACUGGCUUCUCCUUGAGAUAGAAAAUGACAUGCUCAUUCGCCCAGUCCAAGCCCAGGUCGCGCUUGAGAUGAUAUCCCCCUCGUCCCCCGCAAACUCACUCUUGCAGCUGAACAUGGGUGAAGGUAAAUCGUCUGUUAUUGUCCCAAUUGCCGCUGCCACUCUAGCAGACACCGAAAAGAUGGUCCGGGUUGUUGUUCUUAAACCACUAGCGAACCAAAUGUUCCACCUACUCGCUCAGAAACUAGGCGGUAUGAUCAACCGGCGUAUUUACUAUAUUCCAAUCUCGCGAUCUCUCCGGUUAAAUGCAGAGAGUGUAGCCAGGGUUAGAGAGCUGUUCGAAAGUUGCAAAUGCUCCGGGGGCGUACUCCUCGUGCAACCGGAGCAUAUUCUUUCUUUUGAACUGAUGGGGUUUGAUCGUCUUCUGUCCAGAGAUUGGGGGGUUGGAAACGCUAUCAUCGGAACGCAACGAUGGCUUGACGAAUAUUCGCGUGAUGUGCUGGACGAAAGUGACGAAAUCUUAAGCGUCCGGUUUGAACUGAUCUACACCAUGGGAACUCAGCGCGCAGUCGAGUUUAGCCCAGAUCGUUGGUUGAUCGCAGAGGCUGUUCUGAAAACGAUUUCUGAUUGCAUACAUGCGGUUCACAAGUUGCUCCCAGAAGGCUUGGAAGUGAACCAUGCGCGUCAAGGGGCCUUCCCUCGCAUUCGAAUCCUCCAUGCGGCUGCAGCUAAAACGCUAUUAGAUACUGUAGCCCAUGAAAUAUGCGAUAAAGGACUCCGCGGCAUACCUGUGUGGACGCUUCCUCAUAAUGUACGAAAAGUCCUGUUCAGGUAUCUCACUGAUAUCUCCAUGACGGAAGCUGAAGCAAAACCAUUGCAGGAUACCGUGUUUACGGCAGAAUCAAUUAAAACAGGUGUACUCCUUCUCAGGGGCCUUAUUGCCGGGGGGGUUCUGAGCUUUGCUCUAAGGAAUAAAAGAUGGCGCGUCAACUAUGGGCUUGACCCAUCACGAACCAUGCUCGCUGUUCCAUAUCGAGCGAAAGACAGCCCGGCCGCACGAGCUGAAUUUAGCCAUCCCGAUGCCACCAUUGUUUUAACCUGUCUGUCGUACUACUAUGGCGGGCUUGAUGACGAACAGCUUCGUCUCAGCUUUGAGAAGCUUCUCCUAUCCGACAACGCACAAGAGGAGUACAACGCUUGGGUCCGAGAUGCCCCUGGAUUGCCGUUACCCUACCAACAACUGAGAGGCGUAAACCUGAGCGAUGAUGAUCAAUGCUCUCGAUAUAUAUUUCCCACUCUUCGGUUUGCCAAAGGCGUCAUCGAUUUUUAUAUGUCAAAUAUCGUUUUUCCCAAGGAGAUGAAAGAAUUUCCAUUUAAACUCUCAUCCUCAGGAUGGGACAUUGCACGGAAGAAGACUUUUCCGACCACAGGUUUUAGUGGAACUAAUGACAGUCGAUAUCUGCUGCCAUUGUCUAUCUGCCAGAAUGACGUCGAAGAGCAGAGACAUACAAAUGCAGCCCAGCUCGUUUGUCUGCUUCUCCCGGAGAACUCGUACUACCAUAUACCACGAGGCCCAUCAAACGAAUGCCUCGAUGCCGAAACACUUUUGCGCGUAGUAGCCGCAUCAAAUCCCCCUGUUAGGGUUCUUCUUGACGUUGGGGCACAGGUCCUGGAAUUAAAGAAUGAACAAGUUGCAGCCUCAUGGCUUCAGCGUGUUCCACCCACCAAGGCAUGUGCGGCGGUGUUCUUCAACGAUGACAACGAACUAACAGUCUUGACUCGGGACUAUAUCACUGAGGAUCUCAGGGUCUCCCCAUAUGCGAAGCAGAUGGAUCAGUGUCUAGUGUAUCUAGACGAGGCACACACUCGGGGUACGGAUUUGAAGUUGCCGGUAGACUACCGGGCAGCUGUAACGCUAGGACCUGGACUUACCAAAGACCGGCUCGUACAAGCGUGCAUGCGUAUGCGGAAGCUUGGAAAAGGCCAGUCCGUGAUGUUUUGUGCCCCGAUGGAGGUGGAAAGGAAAAUUCUCGACUGCAGCGGUAAAGGUGCAGGCGACCGUGUUGAGGUAGCUGACGUCUUGAGGUGGAGUAUCCAAGAGACCGGCGCCCACACAAAGAGAAGUAUUCCGCUGUGGGCUACGCAGGGGGUACGGCAUCAACGUCGUCAUACAGUGUGGUCUGAUUUGUUAGGUGACUCAACAGCGACAUUCCCGUUAGAUGCUGUAGAGUCACUGCUCGAGCCGGAGGCACAGAGUCUGCAGAAACGAUACGGGUUUGAUCGACAGUCCAUCGAAGAAGAAGUACUCUUAGACCACGUACGGAAUGAGAGUUUAUCCAAAAGGUGGAGUCAGCUGGAUGCCAUUCGAGAAAAGUGUCAGCGAUUCGGAAUUUUUUCAUUUAACAGCACAGCUCUACAUGAAGAGCAGGAACGCGAAUUAUCUCCAGAGAAUGAACGAGAACAGCAGGUCGAGCGGCCGUCAUCGGCAAAACCCCUUACGCAUACCAUCAGCAAGGAAAUCAAGCACUUUGUAAGAGUGGGAUAUCUUAGUCGCUCCUCAAAGGGUUUACAGCCUAUCUUUCGAACACUGCAAGAGACCACUGCUAGUGAAUCGCUGGAGUUAACCGCGUGGUCAGACUAUCUACGUGCAUCCAAAGAUUUUGCCUGUACCGUCCGAGACCCGGCGGGCAUGGAUCUUGGGAUGUUCUUGAGGCCCGUACAAUGGAUUGCAUGUAGUCGAGGCACAGACCCCAGAGAAUGUGUGAUACUCAGCCCUUUUGAGGCGAACGAGCUACUCCCAGAUAUCAGGAAAUACAAAGCAGUCACGCUACAUGUCUAUUCACCGCGCAUAAGUGCCUCUACACCGUCAAUGGAGGACCUCACCGCGUUCACCAUCCCGGCUGUUUCGACGUCGCCAUUAAAACCAGCCAUCACCAUGCAACUAAAUCUGUUCGCGGGCCAACUAUAUUUGAGACAGCACGAAGAGUACCUCCUACUUUGCCGGUUUCUAGGCCUAACUUCCUGCGCGCCAAAUGACAACGGGGUAAAGGUCCACGGCGACGGGUUCGUAGAUCCGGCGAGCCGGGCAACUUUUGAUGGAGUCAUGGCAACGGAGUGCCGAUUUACAAGAAGCCCAAUACCAUUUCUCAAAAUUUUAUUGAAUCUACGAAGGAAAGGACAAAGUCUUGGGAGGAGUCACCUUGGAUGGAUCUUAAAUGGGGAACUGAUUUCGGUAGGGGAAUUCUGA
This is a messenger RNA of Arthroderma uncinatum, 8808 nucleotides long. RefSeq lists its product as uncharacterized. The record is from RefSeq and is a predicted model, not a curated record. NCBI's taxonomy places the organism in Eukaryota, Fungi, Ascomycota, Eurotiomycetes, Onygenales, Arthrodermataceae. The transcript has 7 exons. Bases 1 to 8808 code for a protein of 2935 amino acids.